Candida dubliniensis CD36 is the source of this 762-nucleotide messenger RNA. It is a transcript of the gene FGR41, whose product is annotated as Fgr41p. The record is from RefSeq and is a predicted model, not a curated record. Lineage: Eukaryota; Fungi; Ascomycota; Pichiomycetes; Serinales; Debaryomycetaceae. Bases 1 to 762 code for a protein of 253 amino acids. The transcript has a single exon.
AUGAAGAUUUCUAACUUAAUACCUACUUAUUUGUUACCAUUUUCCUUAUUUUGUCAAGUCUUAGGUGCUCCCACCAAUGGUAAACGUGGUGACGUUGUUGUUGUCAAAGUGAAGACAACUGUGCAACAAACCCAAACUGAUAUUCAUACCAUCAGUGAAGCAACGGGUACAACAACAAACUAUUUAAUUAAUACCAGUACCGAAACAUUUACCAGAUAUACUGCUACGGUCACUUCCACUGUCUAUGGAGUCCCUCACACAUAUACCACAGUUGCUAAUACACCUGUUUCUGCCGCUGAUGUUGUCCCUAAUAGCGAAAAUGAAGUUAAGUCAUCCCCUACAGAAAAUCCUGUGGAACAGGAAACAACAACUUCUUCUUCUUCUGUUGCUGCUACUACUACUACUCCUGUUGCCAAGAUCCCAGUUUCAUCCCAACAAACCUCUACCCCAACCCCAGUUCCAGCUGAAACCACUUCGACUUCUAGUGCAUCGUCGUCAUCAUCAUCUUCAAAACAAACUACAACUUUGGCCGAAGCUUCAGAAACUGCUAUUAACGAUACUACUGAAACUAGUGGCCCUACAAUUACUGGUUCGGUCAGUUCACAAACAACCGAUUCAUGGAUAAUUGAAAACAUAUCUACUGUCACUUCUGAUGGUACUUGCUACGUCAAUUAUGAUUACUACUAUGCUACUGAAACUGAUGAUGCUGAAGAAACAACCACUUUAACUUCAACCAUCACUACAACUGUCACUCUUAAUUGA